AAUGUCUCCAGUCCCUGUCCUUCCCCUCAUCAUCAGCUGCUGCAUGUCUGUUCUGGGCUGCGUGGCAACACUCAAGCUCAUCCCAGCCUUCAAGGAGCACUUCAUAGCUGCCAGGCUGUAUGGCAAGGAUCUGAACAAAACCACAAAAAAGGAAGUGCCCGAAUCUCAAGGCGUGAUCAGUGGCACGGUUUUCCUCAUCAUCCUUUUCCUCUUCAUCCCCGUGCCUUUCCUCAGCUGCUUUGUGGGAGAGCAGUGUCAGCGUUUCCCUCAUAAUGAGUUUGUGGAGCUGAUAGGUGCGCUGCUUGCCAUCUGCUGCAUGAUCUUCCUCGGCUUUGCUGACGAUGUGCUCAACCUGCAAUGGAGACACAAGCUGCUGCUGCCCACUAUGGCCUCACUGCCUCUCCUCAUGGUCUACUUCACCAACUUCGGCAACACCGUCAUAGUGGUUCCCAAACCGUUCCGAGUCCUGCUGGGGAUGCACCUCGACUUGGGUAUCCUGUAUUAUGUAUAUAUGGGAAUGCUGGCUGUGUUCUGCACGAAUGCCAUCAACAUCCUGGCCGGGAUCAAUGGCAUCGAGUCCGGGCAGGCCCUCUUCAUCUCUGGCUCCAUCAUCAUCUUCAAUGUACUGGAGCUCAAUGGAGACUACAGAGAUGACCAUGUUUUCUCUUUGUACUUCAUGAUCCCGUUCUUUUUCACCACGCUGGCUCUCUUCUACCACAACUGGUACCCAUCGUCUGUGUUCGUAGGGGACACGUUCUGUUACUUUGCUGGGAUGACAUUCGCUGUGGUUGGGAUCCUCGGCCAUUUCAGCAAAACCAUGCUGCUCUUCUUCAUCCCUCAAGUCAUAAACUUUAUCUACUCUUUGCCUCAGCUCUUCCAUGUAGUUCCGUGUCCCAGACAUCGCCUGCCCAGGUUGCAGCAGGACAGCGGAAAACUCGGGAUGAGCUACUCGAAGUUUAAACAGAAGGACCUUGGCAGGUUAGGACGGCUCAUACUGAAGGUGGCAGAAACAUUAUGGCUGCUGGAUGUGCGCAGGGGUCAGGAAGGAGACGAUGAGUUUAUCGAGUGCAACAACAUGACCCUGAUUAAUCUAGUGCUGAAGAUACUCGGGCCCACCCAUGAGAGAAACCUCACAGCCAUUAUGCUGUUAAUACAGGUUUUUGGGAGCGUGAUUGCUUUUGGAAUUCGGUAUCAUUUGGUUCGGCUCUUCUACGAUGUCUAGCAGUAAGCCAAGAGACUGCAUAGGAACAAGAAAACAGCUUCUACUUCCUUGUUUUUUUUUUGUUUUUGUUUUUUUUUAAGAGAAAACAAACCAAAAAACAUUAACAGUCAUGGUGGAUUAAAAGUCUGCUUCUAUUCCCACUUACACAGGGAUGUGUUUACAAUCCACUUACUCUUACUACAGGUUCACUGGUCCAUUGUAGAAUCAGUGUCUUGGUUCUGAUGUUAUACAGUGGAAUAAAUUCUGUCUAAACGCUUUCGGGAAAAGUCCGUCUGGCUUUCAGGGAAAGGACACUGCAAGAAUGUACUCAAUAGAAACAUUGCUAAUCAGAUUAAGGAAAAGGGGUGUGAAGUUUAAGUCACUGAAGCAAAUAACUCAGUCUUUACAUUGAUAUUUCUGCAAUAAUUUCUUUGGCUUAACUGGAAGAAGGAUACUAAAUUCAUUAUUUUUGCACUCGAAUUGUCCAAACAUGCAACUUUUAAAAAGAAGGUAGAAGUAAGCCUUCAUACCAGUUACCUUCUAUGACCGAAUCAUUAUGGUGAAGUUUUGAAAUUUGAAUUCUUUGGGUUUUGAUUCUUUGCGCUCCAGUGUUGUAAAUGAAAUGCUGAGCAGCAGAAACCUAAAUAUGGUAUGGUGGUUAAGUGAAGAUGUUCUUUACUCUUUCUGGUGUAAAACAUGGUGAAUACUAAGCUAUUAUAUGCAUAUCUCUAUUUUUCUUUAUAUAAAGUAACACUGAACCUUCGAUGGACAUGCAUAUGUUUGCUACGGGGUGAUGUAUGUAUCAGAAAUGAUUUAUAUACUCGCCUAAUAGAGAGGUUGAUUUCAAAUUAAAGAGUUUUAAAACAAGUUUGUUUGCAGAUUUGUUUUAACAUGUGACUGUGCUUAUUACUAUUUUAUAUGGUGGCACUUUUGAGCAUGGGAUUUAAUCAACAGAUUAUAUUUCAUGGUCAGGGCUUAUUUUGUGGUGGGAUUGCACGGUGAGGUCAUUUCCCCCCAUGAAUUAUUUUUUUAUUUCCCCAUUUUAAUGACUGACAUCGCACUUUUGCACCCAGUUUGGAUUAAAAUAUUGCCAGUUUUUACAUAACAUGUCUGUUAUCAAGGUUUCAAUUCCAGCGAUUUGAGAAAACAUCGAAUUGCACUAAAUGUAUUGGGAGUUGUUAUGUCAAGCUGAAAGUUCUGAUCAGGAUAAAGCAUCAGUAAUCUGUUGAGGAGGUGGUCAUGUAGAAAUUUGAGUUAUGUAGAUUUUUUAAUGAUAUUGAAAUAUAUCAUAAUAUAGAUCAUAUUAUAAAUAUACUAAAUUGUGAUUUUAUUAACUACAUUGCAUCACAUUAAUUAGGAAGAGAUACUAACUGGUUUAUGUGGUGUUUUCUUAUGUUGGUUGAUUUUUGCCAGCUGUCUGUGCAACAUAUACAUACAUACAUACAUACAUACAUACAUACAUACAUACAUACAUACAUACAUAGGGGGAACAAAUCAGUGUGACCAAAGCACCCCAAAAUAGCAGAUGUCAGAA
Molecule: messenger RNA, 2735 nt
Organism: Ictalurus furcatus (blue catfish)
Lineage: Eukaryota; Metazoa; Chordata; Actinopteri; Siluriformes; Ictaluridae
Gene: dpagt1
Product: dolichyl-phosphate (UDP-N-acetylglucosamine) N-acetylglucosaminephosphotransferase 1 (GlcNAc-1-P transferase)
Exons: 9
Coding region: 2-1222 (406 amino acids)
Biological process (GO): protein N-linked glycosylation; dolichol-linked oligosaccharide biosynthetic process
Cellular component (GO): membrane
Molecular function (GO): UDP-N-acetylglucosamine-dolichyl-phosphate N-acetylglucosaminephosphotransferase activity
Source: RefSeq, a predicted model, not a curated record